UGGCUAAGGCACUCGCUUUUCGUUUGGCAACCCCUAAUAAAACUCUGCUGCCUGAAAAAAUUAUUAAAGACCUAAUUCCAACAAGUUGUAGACAUAUUUUGCACCGUGAAGACGAAUUUGGUCGCACAGAUACGUGUGAUUGGACAUUUAGCAUAAUUGGUGAUAACGUUACCUCAAGCGCAGAACACAUUGCACCACCACAACAGAUUAAAAAAAUCGUCAGCUCAACUUCCAGGCUUAAAGGACAGAUCGGUAAACUAGGAAAUUAUACCAAUGCUGGCGAUAUUUCAUUCUCAUUGGAUAAUUCCAGUUUUUUCUCCCCGAAAAAUUCUCUGGGGAUAAUAGGAAUGUCUUUGUUUUGUCCAAAGGGCCAGUUCCUCGUUGAAAAUGAUUACAAAUGCGCCGACUGUCCACCUGGAUCUUAUGGGACAAGGAUAAAUGGCGUUGCAACAUGCAGUAAUUGUCCUCGUGGAUUGUAUCAAUCAAUUCCGGGUCAAAUAUCUUGCAACAAGUGCCCUGAAGGAUUUGUAACUGCUGACCAUGGUGCCAUUGAUCAAAGCCAGUGUGAAGACGAAAAUAAAUUCUUUCUGUUGUUUUUGCUCGUAAAUAUUUAUCCUGGCGAUGUAUCUGUCACUGCAAAUGUGUCUGACAAGCUGGAGAAAUUUGAUCUGAAACCAACAAGAAGAGCGCUCAUGACUAAAAAGUGGAAGACAAAAAAGACGUUGAUCUUGAGUGCAGUCGAUGGUAAUACAAACCGAACGGUCAAGAUAAAUGGACAGUCUGUGAUUCGUCUUCAACCAACGCCAAAGAACCGUGUCCGUUCUCUGAUAGUGCUUAUUAUCAAAGGAUGAUUAAACAGAUGAAAGGAAUUUGCAGGAAAUUUUUUGGGGGAUAAUAAUCAUUUAUUUCAUUAAAAUUUUAGUUGACAUAGUUAUACUGAAUAGCUAUAUUAAUGUGAAGUUAGUUUAUACCUGAUUGAAAAUAAUCCCGGGUGGUGCAAAUAAUGACGAAUGAUUAGAAGUCUCUCUGUAGAAU
Molecule: messenger RNA, 1035 nt
Organism: Dendronephthya gigantea
Lineage: Eukaryota; Metazoa; Cnidaria; Anthozoa; Malacalcyonacea; Nephtheidae
Exons: 4
Coding region: 348-851 (167 amino acids)
Source: RefSeq, a predicted model, not a curated record